ACCUGUAGAGGAAGUGUUAUCUUUUUUCUACUUAGAAAAUCAACAAAAUGUAUAAUGUGUUCAGGGGCGUUCAUACUUCUGCAUAUGACUAAGUACUUGAAAAGUUGGAGUCUGUUACGCAGUAUGUAAAAGCUUGAGCAGAUGUGAAAGCAGCUAUAUUUUUAUGUGUCUUGGGUUGGUAUUCAGAAUAAUAGCUCACUGGACAGUCGCCUCUCCAUUUAAGAGCAAGUUCACAGAACAAGAACGACGCCCAAACAAAUGAGGACACGUAAAAUUCAGUAAUAGACAAAGAAUGAGUCUAAGAAAAGGCAACAAAAAAUGAAAACAAGUGUAAGAAUUAAGAGCAAGCCUAAGAAGGUUGUGAAAUUAAUACAGGCUUAAACGUUUUGUUGCCUUUUACAUAUAAGAAUCUUUCCUUGUAUGAAUUUCCAUACCGUAUUAUCUGUCAUGUGCUUUUCAUCUCUGUGCUCAGAUCAGUUAUACUUGCCACAUUCUUUUUUUUUCUUAUUAUUGUCUGCCAGGGCAUCAUUUAUUACAGUAGAGUAAUGAAUAAUGCAGUCUUAUCCAGCAUGCAGCACAGCGCUGCCAGGUUUGCUUCUUUAAUAGUCUAGAUUUACUCUGAAUUUUAAAUAAGUGUUGGUUUUUGUAGUCAGUUCUGACAAAAUGUGGUCAGCAUGAGUUCCGAUGAUAUUUAGAAAUGUAGACAGGUUUUUAAAUGAACAAAUAAAUUGAUUUAUUUGUAGCCUAGUUGGACCAGUAGAUAAUUGCACAUGACAAGCUGUAUGAAUUGAAAUAAUGUCAUUUUUGGUGGACAGUGUUUUUUGUGUUUUUAGUUUUAGAAAUCAUCUUAUUUAUUCAUAUUUAUGUGACAUAUUUAAAUUUUACUUCAAGUGCAGACUGUUGGACAUUUCCAGUCAGAAGUUUUGAUUGUGUAGUGUGUUUCAAAUGAGAAAUUGUCCUCAGAAAAACAGGGACUGCAUCAUACUACCAUUUGUCUUUAUUUGGUGUGCAACAUUUAGCAUUCGUUUUGACCAUGAUGGCCAGAGACACUAGCCACUGCUUGUUACCCUCAGAACAAACCAGAGAUUGAGGUCAAGCAUGAAGUAAAAAGUUAACAUUUGGCACCAUAUAAAAGACUUCCCAGCAUUUAAGUCAUCACAGAAUCCUCUGUCAUCCUCUACGGAAAAAAGAGAGAUGGUGUUUGAGAGUAGCCUUACUGACCCUGGCAUGCAGGCUUGAUGUGGCAGUGUCUCUCUGGACGGCUGGAACGCGGGCGGCCAGCCAACCCUGAGGAUCUGGAGGACAACUGUGCAUUCUCCAAGAGAUAGGAGGGGCUGAACUCCUGUUUGAUGGAGUGAAGGACCACCAUGUGACACUGCCUGGCCAAUCAGAUCCUUCAGCACUAACAACGGUGGGGUCAUCUCCAUGGUACUGGAGUCUCCACGACAACCUGCCCACAAAAGUGGACUGAAGGGGGGAAUGUGGCCAGAGAGACCUUACUGGGGCCAGGGGAUGACCUUGUAACUCCUGUCUGCAUGUCUGUCAUCAAUGGCGGCUGCUGUGUUGAAGCAAUGGCGCGUCAUCAUGUCUCCUCAAACACAUGAGGGCUUCCCAGCACCCCCCUCCCCUCGCUCGUGUUCUCCUGGUCUCUCAGCCACUGCAGAGCCCACCAGAGACUGGAGCUGUCCCCCUUCUUUUCGGAUACAUGAGCCUGACAGUCUGCCGGCUAGCGCUGGACGGGGACAUGAAGCAGCUGCUGGCGUGGAUUCGAGGGAACCUGCUGAAGGAGAGGCCUGAGCUUUUUGUGCAGGGAGACACCGUGAGACCUGGUAUUCUCGUAUUGAUCAACGAUGCAGACUGGGAGCUAAUGGGUGAGCUAGAGUACCAGCUUCAGGACAAGGACAACAUAGUGUUCAUCUCAACGCUUCAUGGAGGUUAACUGACUUGAAAGAACACUAUGCACAUAUCCACACCGCUUCACUGUCAAAAAAGCUGUACGCCACCCAUCCUCCAUCCAGCAGCAGCCCUCUCAACCAAUCCAGAGAGCCGGUCCUGACUUGUUUUGAUUUGUAAGCCACUGAGAUGGACUUUUGCUGGAGAGCGGGUUCAGACGCAAGCAGCUUGUCCAGUAGUCCCUGUAUUACCUGUCCUGCUUUAGAUGGAUGGGGUCAGACUGGGCGCAUUCAGAGGUCAUUCUGUCUAGCCAGUGUCCAGAUGGAUUCUCCAGAGACGUGGCCUGCCAAUCAUUCCCAUCUCGAACGUUCGAAUUAUCAUUUUUAUUAGUUCACGCGUGGACAUCCUAAUUUGUGCAGAUGUUUAUCAUUUCUGCCUUUUUCUCUUUUUGUUUUGAAUAAAUAAAUAUGAUUUUUUUAUGUG
Molecule: messenger RNA, 2376 nt
Organism: Pygocentrus nattereri (red-bellied piranha)
Lineage: Eukaryota; Metazoa; Chordata; Actinopteri; Characiformes; Serrasalmidae
Gene: urm1
Product: ubiquitin related modifier 1
Exons: 7
Coding region: 1601-1939 (112 amino acids)
Biological process (GO): protein urmylation; tRNA thio-modification
Cellular component (GO): nucleus; cytoplasm
Molecular function (GO): protein tag activity
Source: RefSeq, a predicted model, not a curated record